Messenger RNA from Pyricularia pennisetigena, 1536 nucleotides. RefSeq lists its product as uncharacterized. Bases 1 to 1536 code for a protein of 511 amino acids. Gene Ontology annotation, molecular function: transmembrane transporter activity. Gene Ontology annotation, biological process: transmembrane transport. The transcript has 6 exons. The record is from RefSeq and is a predicted model, not a curated record. Lineage: Eukaryota; Fungi; Ascomycota; Sordariomycetes; Magnaporthales; Pyriculariaceae.
AUGGCCAUAACCAGUGCGCAAGCGGACCAUGAUCCGGUCAAGGUCGCAGCCCCAAGCUCGGCGCCAUCGCCUGCAGACAGCGACACCGAGGCAGGGCGGAAAUCAUCACCACCCCCAUCGACCAACAAAACUCCCAGUCCUCCGCAGACCUCCUUUCAGGUAGACGACAAGCCGGCAAUACCACUCCCCGGCUGGAAACGAUGGUUGACUCUCUUCUCCAUCUGCGUGGCCGUGUUCCCCUCCAACUUCAACAACACAUGCAUCAUGUCUGCAGUGCCCGAGAUAUCUGCCGACUUACAGACGGACGAGGGCGUUGUGGCUGCCGCAAACGCCGGCAUGUUCGGCGCCAUGGCCCUCUGCGUCUUUGUAUGGAUGCCCCUCGGCGUCCUCCUGGGCCGGCGGACAACCGUUCUGGUGGCCAACGCCGUCGUCUGCGCCUGCUCGCUCAUCUCGGCACUCGCACCCAACGUGGUUGUUCUCACGGCUUUUUGGCUCGUCUCUGGCCUGACCACCCCGUUCAUACUGGUCGCAGGCCAGACUAUAUUGUCUGACAUCUUUGAGCCGACAACUCGAGGGUUCGCGACGGGUCUUAUACUGGGCACGUCAACGAUCGCAAAGACAAUAGGCCCUUUGAGCGGAGCUCUCAUUGUGACGGUCACUAGCUGGCGGGUCAUUUUCGGUGCCUCGGCUUUCGCGUCCUUUACGGGGCUUGUGUUGUGUUUCUUCUUUGUCCCUUGUGCGCCCGACCAUGAAUCACAAAAGCAUCCCUCAGAUAGCCAUGCCCAGCUAACAGCUCGUCGGGGGCCGCUCGAGAUUCUAUUGGUGUUCAACCCAGUUGCGGUCUUUCGGCCCAUGAAGGACCCAAGAGUCGUGCUAGUGCACCUCUCUUGCGGCCUCGCGAGCUUCAACCUAUACAGUCUGCUCUCGUCAAUUCGCAGCUCCGUCGCCCCACGCUUCAACCUCACCACCCCGGUGAGCAGCGGCCUCUUCUAUCUCGCCCCGGGCAUCGGUUUCAUGGUAGGCAACUUGGUCGGAGGCCCCCUGUCGGACUACACCGUCCGAAAGUGGAUCGUCAAACGUGGCGGCGUGCGGCUGCCCAGCGACAGGCUGCGCUCCUGCCUACCGGCCACCCUGGUACUUGCUCCCGCAGGGACGCUGGCCUUUGGAUGGAGCAUACAGGAGAGGGCCGGAGACAUGGCAUUACCGAUCGUGGCGACCUUUUUCCAGGGCAUUGGGUUGAUGGAUGCGUUCAAUGGACUGAACACUUACGCUGCAGAGGUCGAUCCCGAGUCUCGGAACGCCAUCAUUAGCUCCAAAUAUCUCUUGCAGUAUAUCUUUGCGGCCGCCGGGGUCGGGAUAUCGCCUGUGCUGCUGCAAAACGUCGGUGUUGGUUUUACGUUCACACUCGCCGCGGCAGCUUCUAUCAUCGGUGGCAUCUUGGUUGCUAUCCUUGUUGUUAGUGGGGGUGGAAAAGGGUUAGCGCUGCCAGGUAUUGGGACGAAUUCUAGCCGCACAAAGAGCGCUUCACGGUACUGA